Messenger RNA from Triticum aestivum (bread wheat), 829 nucleotides. Its product is annotated as probable signal peptidase complex subunit 1. Gene Ontology annotation, cellular component: membrane; signal peptidase complex. The transcript is spliced from 2 exons. Gene Ontology annotation, biological process: protein targeting to ER. The coding region runs from base 309 to 602 and encodes 97 amino acids. The record is from RefSeq and is a predicted model, not a curated record. NCBI's taxonomy places the organism in Eukaryota, Viridiplantae, Streptophyta, Magnoliopsida, Poales, Poaceae.
CUUGAUUUUGAAACAAAUCAACCGGCUGAUUUGUAGCAGCCCCCAAAGAAAAACGCCAGCGAAACCGGUAAUGGGCCUGGCCCAACUGCCCCACGCCUGUGCGUUUGGACAACUAUUUGACGCAUCGAGCCGCAAGUAGGAUUUUCCCAGCCGAAUUCAUCCCCUCUGCACCUAGACGCACCUAUUUCCGAUAGGCAGGCCGGCGCUGCGAACCCACGACAGAUCUCCCUAUUCUCGCCAUCUCUCACGGUCCUCUUCCCCUCCGGCGACUCCAGCGCCGCGGCACGGCCGGCAAGGCGGCAAGCAAGAUGGAUUGGCAGGGGCAGAAGAGCGCGGAGAUGCUGAUGCAGGUGCUGCUGGUGGCGUCAGCGGUGGCGGCGUUCCUGGUCGGGUACGCGAUGGCCGACUUCCAGCUCAUGCUGCUCGUCUACGCCGGCGGGGUUGUCCUCACGGCCCUCGUCACCGUCCCCAACUGGCCCUUCUUCAACCGGCACCCGCUCAAGUGGCUCGACGCCGCCGAGGCUGAUCGCCACCCCCGCCCUCAGAUCAGCAGCGCACCAGCGACUACUGGGGGUAAGAAGAAGACCGGGAAAAACAAGUAGUCAUGUUACUUAUUGGUCCAUGUGUUGCAGGCAUGUUUUAUGAUAUCAGUUGCAGAACUUCUGAGUAUGACAUGCUAGAUGUUGUGUUACCCGAAUGUUUUAUGACAAAAAAUUAGCUUCUCCCCUUGUUGGUGUCUGGAUAUCUGCUUUCAUGGUCUUGGAAAUCCGUAUCACCUAUAUGCAGUCAAUAUGGUCAAGUGCCUAUCAAAAGAAAGGAAAUUAUAACA